AUUCGAAAUAAAACUCGUGAAACACUCAACCAGCUGUAGUGAGACAAACGUAACUGUUCUAGACCACGAAGAGCUAGAAAAUUAACGACAAAUCUUUGAUUUUCUAAUUUUAUUGGCGAAUUUCGUGGCGAGAUAUUUCUACACACACACACACAUAUAUAUAUAUAAAAAUACAUAAGUAAUAUAUAAAUUUUUAGCAAUAAACAUUUCAACUGCACGCCAAACAAAUCAUCUAGACCGUGCUGUAGCGAGCGCCGAGUACUUAGCGUACGUCCGCUAUCAAUUGAAAGCCACAACGGUCGGUCAUUUACAUGCGAUACUUCAUGGAACAAUUGCAGAGGUUUCGAAGUGCAAGCGGCUGAUAAAAAGCGCAUACCAAAACGAGCGGAAAGUUAGCUGAAUUUAAGAAAUAUAAAGAGACACACAUACAUAUACGCGUAUAUAUGUCUGCUGUCACGCUUUCUUGCGCUGAGAAUAUAUACAAUAUAUGAAAAUAAUAUAAGCAAUAACAAAACCAACAAACGAGUGGCAAGAAAAAAAUUCAAUCAACUGCGCCCAACCGUUUAGCCGGCAAGCGCCAAAUCAGUAAAUCAGGCUAAUCUGCGGGUCGCCACGUUUAGUGGUCUAUUAGCGCAUCGAAGUUCUGGUGUACGAAACGAGUGGUAUAAAAUCGCUGCGCUUGUCCGUUCGGCUUUCACAAAAGCAAUAAAAGAACUUCGCGCAACAGUAGCCACAAGUGAGCCAAAGGAAAAGUAGUAGCAGCCAAGUUAUAUAAGCGAAAAAAAAAAAAAUUCAAUAAAAUUUUGCAAGUAUUUUGAGUGGUGUUAAGUGAAAUUGCAGUGAUUUGCUAAAUUAAUGGAAAUCCCUUUUACUCGGCCAUACAAAUUGAUUUUGGCACAAAUAAAAUAUCUGAAAUUGCCCGCAACGCGCGCUCAACAUAGCGAGUGAUGAAACUAUAAAAACAAAAGUCGAAAAUAAUAUAGCAAAGAGUAAUAAAAGACUAAAAGUCGAAUUUUCGCUAAAUUACAACAAAUUUGUUACAAGUGUGGACAGCACGUGGAAAUCGUGAAAACUUUCAAAAAUCGCGGAAAUUGUUCCUACCUAACCUCAAGCAAAAGCAGUAUUUUAGUUUUGAUACGAUAAAAUAAAAUAAAAAUAAAAUAAAAUAUUAAUAAAAAUAAAUAAAUAAAGAAAUAAAUUAAUGAAAUAAAUUUAAAACUACAAAUUUCAAUAAAAAAAGUAACAGUUUCCGUUGACGCAAAAGGAAAAGCUCACAUACCAAACAUGAGGGCGCAUAUUGUCUUGGGUUUGCUGUGCUUGCUCUGCCUGACCGUGUGCAGUUAUGGACGUGCACGUGACAUUUGUCUGGUACAGCCCUCCAUAAAUAGUCUGUGCAUCUCAAACACUUUGGGCAUUGUCUACGAUUUGGAUACGCAACAUUGCAAAUAUAUGGGCUGCAGCACCGAUAAGAAAUUAUUUGCAUCACUUGAGGACUGCGAAAAAAUUUGCAACAAUUCCAGACAUCGUCGGCUGCGUAGCAAAUACAACAAUAAGACGAACAAUGUUAAUAGGGAAGAAUUAUCGAAAUGAAGCAGCAAAACAAAAACAAAAAGCAAUGUAUCUCGUGUUUUGCGAUUUUGCUAAAUUCUUAUUAGUUUAUUUAUAAUAACGAUUAAUAUAUGUUUAUAUACUAUAGUUGCUAGAUUGUAAGCGUAAUUUAAUUUUGAAAAAUAAAUUUUGUAACAAAAUGUGAAUUUAUAUUGGAAA
Molecule: messenger RNA, 1767 nt
Organism: Bactrocera oleae (olive fruit fly)
Lineage: Eukaryota; Metazoa; Arthropoda; Insecta; Diptera; Tephritidae
Source: RefSeq, a predicted model, not a curated record